Molecule: messenger RNA, 4570 nt
Organism: Falco peregrinus (peregrine falcon)
Lineage: Eukaryota; Metazoa; Chordata; Aves; Falconiformes; Falconidae
Gene: LRSAM1
Product: leucine rich repeat and sterile alpha motif containing 1
Exons: 26
Coding region: 1380-3566 (728 amino acids)
Biological process (GO): protein ubiquitination
Molecular function (GO): ubiquitin-protein transferase activity; protein binding
Source: RefSeq, a predicted model, not a curated record
CGGUGAGCGGCGCCGGGCCGGGUCGGAGCUGGGGGAGACCGGCUGCCGGGGCCUCGACAGCGUGUGCGGUGUUUGGCGGCGGAUCGGUGGCGGCCUCUGGCCCUGCCGAGGGUGUUGGGGCCGGUGCCGGCAGUGCUCAGGCCUUCAGGCACAGAACGGCGCUAUUCUGGCUGGUAAAAAGAGUAAAGAAGAGGAGGACCGAGAAAGAUAGCCUUUGGAAGCUGUGUGAAACCUGGGAGGGGGCCACUGCAGGGAGUCCCUAAGGAGAAGAAGAAGAGGAAGAGAAUAGUGACAAUAAGGGAAAGAAAGGCCUGAGAGGCAGAGCUGGAGCUGGUGAAGAAGAGAGGAGAUUUGGUUAAGGCAUUGCCAGGAGAGGCCCUUGACAGGAUCAAGCAGAGGCUGUUUAUUACAGGGGUGGUACAACUGUCACAACAAUUCUCCAGCACAAAGAGCAAACGUGCUGUGAGAGAGUUAAAUUACAGAGCUGCAGUUUGCCUUCUGCCUCCUUCCUGUGUGUUGUUCCAGUGUGGGUUGGGCUGCAGGGCUCGCUGCCACUGCUGCUAGCCACUGGAUGACCUUCCUCUCAGUGAGCAGGACCUGCUGCCUGAGAGAUGUCUGGUGACAGCUCUGUCCCGUGUGACUAGGCAGCAUCUUUGCAGGAGCCCCACUGAGAUCCAGACACUAGCUCACUGAUGCGUUGCUGAGCAUGUUUUCCCACAGAAAAUAAAAUCUCUCUUCUUUUCAGACCUUCAUCUUGUCUGUUACAGUGCCAUGCUGUAUUUAUGAUGUCCAGUAUGUUUUAAAAAAUGGGGGUUGGGUCUUUCUGUAUAGCCAUAUUGCUGUUUCACUUUGAUUACAUUUGUUUGUAAAACUAGGGGUUUGGUUUUCUUUUACUGUCAGUAUGCAAACAGCUGCAGGAUGUAAAACGCACAGUGGACAUUCCCUUGCCCUUUCUUGCCCUGUGUGUGUGCUGCUACCGCUUAGGCAAGCAGAGCGGCUGCCUGCAAAAACCAGCUGCUGGCAUCCAUAGAGACAUGGGAUUUGUAAUUCGUGGAUGCUGACUUAUUGCAGGGUGGGUGCUGUCCCAGGCGCUUGCAGAUAGUUCUUUCAAUAACUUAAUAAAUAAAGAUUAUGCCAUAUAAAAUAUAGUCACGUGACAAAGGCCCUUCUUGUUAUUGACUGCUGAGUGCUAGUUACACUUAAAAUGGACGAUGGUCAGCUGAGCACACAAAGACGAUGGAGACAGGCACAGCUUUACUGCUUGCAGAGCACAAUUCUGUAGUCCAGGCUCCCCAGCAAACACAUAUUCCAGGAGCCCUCUGCCUUUAUUUACGCUGAUCAUUUGUGCCACUGAGACGGAGUUAUAGUCAAAACUAAAGAUGCCGCUCUUCUUCCGUAAGAAGAAACCCAGUGAUGAUGCUCGGAAGCGCCUUGAAUACCAAAUGUGCCUGGCAAAAGAAGCUGGUGCUGAUGACAUUCUUGACAUAUCCAAAUGUGAACUCUCAGAGGUUCCUUACGGGGCCUUUGCAACUUGUAAAGUCUUGCAAAAAAAGGUGCUGAUUAUUCACACAAAUAAUCUGACAUCUUUAGUUCCAAAGUCCUGCAGCCUCUCAAGUCUCAUAACUGUGAAGGUUCUAGACCUGCAUGACAACCAGCUGGCAUCACUUCCUGCUGAUAUCGGCCAGCUGACAUCUCUGCAGGUCCUAAACCUUGAAAGGAAUCAUUUAAAAUGUCUUCCACAAUCUAUAGGAGACCUUGCCCAGCUCCAGAUGCUCAAUGUGAAAGGUAACAAGCUGAAGGACCUGCCCGCUGCCGUGAGCGGUUUGCGGAGCCUGCGCACGCUGGACGUCAGCGAGAACGAGCUUCAGGAGCUGCCGCGGGUGCUGGCUCACGUCCGCACGCUGGAGACGCUGACCCUGGAUGCCUCUUCCAUGACGUACCCACCACCUGACAUUUGCAGUGCCGGUACAGAGUCCAUUCAGCGGUUCCUCUGCAAAGAGUGUGGAAUUGCCUACUACCCUCCCUCGCAGUAUCUGCUCCCUGCCCCAGGGAGUGAUGGAGGAGGAACGUCGGUGGAUGGGAUGGACAGGGCAGUGCAGAAAUACCUGGAGGAGGAGAGUGAGUGGCAGAACAAAUUCUUGGAUUAUGAGAAGAGGAAGGAAAAAAAAAUGCAGGAGAAGCUGGAGUUUGAGCGGCGCCUGAACAUGGGGCAAAGAGAACACGCGCUGCUCGUUCAGCAGAUCAACAGCCAGAAGGAUGAGAUGCUGCAGACCGUGAGAGAGGACCAGCUGCGGCUGGAGGAGGGUCUGACAAAGCACCAGCGCUGUCUGGAGGAGGAGCGCCUGAAGCUGUUGCAGCAGCUGAAGCAAGCGGAGCAGGGCAUUGCCAGCCGUAUCCAGAAGCUGCUAGAGGACAACCAGAGGCAAAAACAAAGUUCAGACAUUCUGAAAUCCUUGGAGAAUGAGAGAAUAAGGAUGGAACAGCUGAUGGCAAUAACACAGGAGGAGACAGAGCAUCUACGCAGAAGGGAAGUGGCCGCUGCCAUGCAACAAAUGCUGGCCGAGAGCUACAAGAACAAGCUCAUCCAAAUGACCUACGAGUCUCGUCGGCAAGACCUGGUCAACCAGGCGUGCUCCAGCCUAGCAGAGAUGGAUCAGAAGUUCCAGCAAAUCCUGGCUUGGCAACAGCUGGAUCAGAACAAAGCUGUCAGCCAGAUCUUGCAGCAGAUUGAGAUGCAGAAAGCUGCCUUCGAAGCUCUCCAAGUGAAGAAGGAUCUUAUGCACAGGCAGAUCAGGAACCAGAUUAAAUUAAUAGAAACAGAGUUAUUGCAGCUGACACAGCUGGAGUUAAAGAGGCAAGAACUGGACACAGAGACGCUGCAGGGGGUGAUCGCAGAGCAACGGCAAGCGCUUGGCUACCUGCUGCAGCAGCUGCUCAAAGAAAAGAAGCAAAGGGAAGAAGAACUGCGACAGAUACUGCUGGAAAUGGAGGCAAAGAGCGAAACCAAACAGGAGAACUACUGGCUGAUCCAGUACCAGCGCCUGCUGAACCAGAAGCCACUCUCCCUGAAACUCCAGGAGGAGGGCUUGGAGCGGCAGCUGGUGAACCUUUUAAUUGAGCUGUCUGCUGAACAGUACGUGCCAGUCUUUGCACACCAUCGAAUAUCCUUGCAAGCACUCAGCACCAUGACUGCCGGUGACCUGGAAAAGAUCGGCGUGACGGAGGCUGGCCUGCAGCGUGCCAUCCUCAAGCGAGCUCAGGAGGUCCUGGCUGUGGCCAGGACAAUCCCAGAGCUGCUGAGGACAGUGAGCGAGGAGGUCCCUGCCGCCCCGGAGCCCAGCGCUCCCUUCGAGGAGCUGCUGAGCCCUGUGGUCCCGACGGCUCCACCGCUGCAGUGGGAUGAGAAGAAGUCAGAGUGCGUUGUCUGCAUGGAGCAGGAGACCCAGAUGAUUUUCCUGCCCUGCGGCCACGUCUGCUGCUGCCAGACCUGCUGCGAGCGGCUGCGCACUUGCCCCCUGUGCCGCAAGGACAUCGCCCAGCGCAUCCGCAUCUUCCACAGCGGCUAGGCAGGGUGGCGGGAGGUGAGGCUGCCCGGCACUGCCUCCGGCACCCCUGCCCGGACACACGGCCCUGUUUACUCCGUGUCAGUAUUAAGCAGACACUCACCCAGCAUGACCAGCACUGCCCUCCCCGUGCACGGCCCCCAGCUGGCUGCACCCAGGGGUCUCAGCAGCCGCCGUGUUCCCCGAUGGCUUCUCAGCCUCUGCCUUGGGUUCCUUCUUCAUCUGUGUCCUCCCCUCCUGCCUGCCCGCCCAGCAUCCUUUUGCCUGGGGGCACUGGGUGAUGGAACUGGGGGCACCCAUGGCCCCUCCUCUCUGGCUCAUGUAUUUGCCUUCAGAAACAGCCCUGGCUCAGCAGGGACACGGUCGGUGCCGUCUCUGAAGCCGCUGUGACCUCGCAGCUCCUGCGCUGUGGCCAGGGCACUGCUGCGCUCCUGCGCUGUUGCCCAGAGCUGGGUGACUCUCCUGCGGGAGGAUUCAGCUGGGGCGUGUGAUGCUGUGGAGUGCUGAUGGUGCCUUGACCCUUGGUCAUGCCAGAGGCCUGGGGCUUCUGCUCUGGCGACCCCUGGCAGUGUGUUAGGGGCUGCAGCCACGGGCAGCGGGUGCCAGAGCAGAGCAAGGAGCUCCCCCACCCCUCAUUUGUGCUCCUGUGGUAGGGGAAAGUCUGCAACGGCCCCAGCUCCAGGACUCAGGGUGGGGGGAUCCAGCGUGGCCGGAGGAGCCCGGUGCCAUCCCUCAUCCCAAAAAACACGUGUUGGGAGCAGAAAACCUUGCUGCCGCCCAACAGCCUGCACGAGUCCGGCACUGAGCGGGUGGGCUGGGGCUGUGCCCAGUGCAGCUCUGCAUUGCCUCUGUGUAUUGGCGUGCAGGUAGUUCUCCAUCAUCAUUAAUAAGUAACGAGCCCAGUCUUGUCUUUUUGUCUCUUGACCUUGAAGUAUAAAAUGCAUAAGCCGGGUUCCACCGCAGCCCUUCCCCCGGGAGAAGCUAUUAAAAGCAGCUGGUUUCUGCUG